This is a messenger RNA of Musa acuminata AAA Group (dessert banana), 3076 nucleotides long. RefSeq names its product auxin response factor 17-like. Lineage: Eukaryota; Viridiplantae; Streptophyta; Magnoliopsida; Zingiberales; Musaceae. The coding region runs from base 988 to 2742 and encodes 584 amino acids. Gene Ontology annotation, biological process: response to hormone; regulation of DNA-templated transcription. Gene Ontology annotation, cellular component: nucleus. The transcript is spliced from 3 exons. Gene Ontology annotation, molecular function: DNA binding. The record is from RefSeq and is a predicted model, not a curated record.
UAUUUACACAUUCUUCAUAAUAGCCUUAAAAUAAAUUAUCAUAACACAAUCAAUCUAAAUGUAGAGCUUAUCCCUUCCUAUACAUUGCAACCACGGCAAUAAUGUUGGAUAAGACAACCACCACUUUUCUACUCUCAAAAUUAAAACGGAGAAAAUGAUCUGUCUCUCGCCGGACGACCGACAGGCCAUCUCGCAUAUAGCUGGCACGGGCAGGCGAGAAACUGGCCACACCUGACCUCUUUACGUCAUCGCUUGUACCCGACCAUGUUCGCAAGGGCGUGACGCCCCUUGACCGAUGGACUGCCCGUCGCGUGUUUGCUCUUUUGCGCGAGAGGCGCCCCCCUUGACCACCUCCUUGUCCUACUCGCGUGGUUGCUGUUUUGCACUAUGACCAGCUCCCCACCCCUCCUUGGGGCUGGCAGAGACCGAGACAUGCUGCCUUUCUGUGCCGUGCCUUGUCCUCUCCUUGUUCCCUCCAUCCUCCCAUCACACGUCCGGAGUAGACCGCAAAAUCCUGAUGCAAUGGCCUGCACAAGCGUCGCUGGUUCCGCGUUAAUCGAUCGGUCGGUAGAAUAUCCUGUCUGUCACGAGUUCGCGUCGAUUGAUGAGUCGUUGAAAUUUGGACAACCGUGUCCAGCCUCCGAUCUUUUCUCCGUGACGGCGUUCAACUUUUUUCCGAAUCUUAAAGCGCUCGAUCAUGGCACAAGGUAGGAGGAUUCCAUCGAAACCGCCUUCUGGCAAUUGCGAGUGUCGACAGCUCUUCUUACUCGUUCCCAGUGGCAGGCCUCGUAAUUUUCCCCGCUACUUCCCGAACCGAAGACACCCACACACACACACACACACACGCACGCACUUACGCACACUCCCUCUCCCUGCAACUUGCUCUCAUCCUCUUCGGAUACGCCCUCCGCCCAUUUUAAGUAUCCCGACUCCCUCCGCCCCGACUUAAUCCAAAUCUGAACUCCCCGUCACCAAACCCUAAUUCGAAUGGCGACGGAGGAGGAGGAGGCGGCGGCGCCCGCGAGGGAGAUGCCAACGGUGGAACCGCAGGUGUGGAAGGCCUGCGCCGGCACGGCCGCGCGCAUCCCCGCCGUGGGAUCCCGCGUGUACUACUUCCCCCAGGGCCACGCCGAGCAGGCCGGUUCCCGGCCCGACUUCUCCACCCUCCCGUCCCUCUUUAACGCCGUCCUCUGUCGGAUCUCCGCCGUCCGCCUCCACGCUAGUCCUGAGACGGACGAGGUUUUCGCUUGCAUCAGCCUCGACCCCCGCGUUCCUUCCGCCGACGUGCCGCUGCCGGGGUACAUGACCCCCUCCUCUUGCCCGUCACUGCCGGAGGUCGCAGAUGGAGGCGGCGGUGGCUUCGUCUCCUUCGCCAAGAUCCUCACCCCCAGCGACGCUAACAAUGGGGGCGGGUUUUCGGUGCCGAGGUUCUGCGCUGACUCGAUCUUUCCCCGUCUCGACUUCAACGCCUAUCCGCCGGCGCAGUUCAUCUUGGUCUACGACGUCCACGGGAAUCACUGGAAGUUUCGGCACAUCUACCGUGGGACUCCGCGGCGCCAUCUCCUGACCACCGGAUGGAGCAAGUUCGUUAACUCUAAGAAGCUCAUCGCCGGCGACUCGGUGGUGUUCAUGAGAAACUCAUCUGGCCAGAUCUUGGUUGGCAUCCGCCGCACCAGCCGUUUCUGCGGCCCUGUGGACUAUUCUCCCUGCGGCCCAUCAGCCGCGGCCCUAGUGAAUAGAGGUAGCCUCCUCGCCGGUACCGAGGGAUUCUCUAGCAACGCUAGAGGUAGAGUUCCCGCCACAUCGGUGGUGGCGGCGGUUAGAUUGGCUGGGAUGGAUCUCCCUUUCAAGGUCUUAUACUACGCGAGGGCUGGAUCUUCAGACUUUGUGGUGGCGGCGGAAUCAGUGGACGUUGCGAUGAGCGUGCGUUGGACUACUGGAAUGCGGGUUAGGAUGUCGGUGGAGACGGAGGACUCAGCGAGGAUGACUUGGUAUGAGGGCAGAGUAUCCUCAGUGAGGAUGAAUAGCGUGGACCUGUGGCCACGCUCGCCAUGGCGAAUGCUUGAGGUUACCUGGGAUGAACCAGAGAUUUUGCAAAACGUGGGAAAUGUUAGUCCCUGGCAGGUGGUGUUGGUUUCUGCUAGUCCUCAGAUAGAAUCUCAAUUUUCUGUUAUAAAGAGAAUCAAGAUGCUCGAAAGUUCAGAAUUUUGUGGUGAUAGAGAGGGUGACAUGCUCUUCCCAGUGACAGAAUUGAAGAGCACAAUUGUCGGCAGUCUACCCUCCUCUGUGUUCAGUUACAGUGUAUUUCCUGCUGGCAUGCAGGGAGCCAGGCAUUAUUCCAUUGGUACACCCAAUUUAUGUGACUCCAUAAUGAAUACCAAUCGAACAGUUCUCAAUGAUUUACAAGGUGUUAAUGCAUUACGAAAGGAUGAUGUAUCCGUGGAAUUAAAAAUUGGGGGUACUUCACAAUCAGGAGGAUCAUCUCCUCCUAGCCAGGGUGGCAUCCAGGUUUUAGACAGAAAGAUACCUGAACCAGGAAGUGAUCCCGUUAAAAAAACUAGUACAGGAUCAAUCCAGCUGUUUGGUCAAGUAAUCCAUAUUGACCAACCCACUAAUGUUGAAGCCAACAGAGAGUAUGAAGACACUGAAGGUGGAGAUGGAUCACAUGGUUCUUUUCACUAUCCGCAUAAGCAGUUGGUCAUUCAAUGUCCAAGAGUUUCUGCUAUAGGAGCUUGUCAGUGAAAAAGAUGAUGCUUGUGUUUCUAUGAUGCUUCUCGCAGGGGUGCUUUUUUAGAUGCUUGCCCCAUAUAUGACUCGAUUUAAAAGUGUACUGCCUUGUCCCCAUCAUCUAUCCAUGUGGAUUAACCUAGUAGUGAUGCUAAUCGCUUCUUUGUGAUGCUGUUGAACCCAUUUAGUUAUGAUGUUGUAAUUGCUUUGGAGACCCCAUCUCUUUGGGAAUUUUUCAGCUUCGAGUGUUUAACUUUAGUUUUUUCUCUUAUGGUUUGUGUGGUUGAACUUCAUUACUGUAUGACAGCUUUAGUUGUUUUGAGGACACCUCCUAAUUUGUGUUUUAGUA